Molecule: messenger RNA, 3299 nt
Organism: Passer domesticus (house sparrow)
Lineage: Eukaryota; Metazoa; Chordata; Aves; Passeriformes; Passeridae
Gene: GLB1
Product: galactosidase beta 1
Exons: 16
Coding region: 81-2039 (652 amino acids)
Biological process (GO): carbohydrate metabolic process
Cellular component (GO): vacuole
Molecular function (GO): beta-galactosidase activity
Source: RefSeq, a predicted model, not a curated record
AGGAGGGAUGCCCGUCCUGCGCCGGCCGUUUCCCGGCGGAGCCGUCAGCUGACGCCGCCGUUUCCUGGCUGCCGCCCGCCAUGCUGCGGCUCCUGCUCCCGCUGGCCGCCCUGGCCGCGCUCCUCCGGGCGGCGAAUGUACCUCAGAGGAGUUUUGGGAUUGAUUAUGAUUCCAACUGCUUUGUCAAGGAUGGGAAACCUUUCCGUUACAUCUCCGGUAGCAUUCACUACUCGCGGGUGCCCUCGUAUUACUGGAAAGACCGCCUGCUGAAGAUGAAGAUGGCAGGGCUUGAUGCCAUUCAGACGUAUGUCCCAUGGAACUACCAUGAACCCCAGAUGGGCACGUAUGACUUUUUUGGUGGCAAAAAUCUAGAGUAUUUCCUGCAGCUUGCCAAUGACACUGGAUUGCUUGUUAUCCUGAGAGCUGGACCUUACAUCUGUGCAGAAUGGGACAUGGGAGGUCUUCCUGCAUGGCUGUUGGAAAAGAAAUCUAUUGUUCUCAGGUCUUCUGAUUCAGAUUACCUGGAAGCAGUAGAGAGAUGGAUGGGUGUUCUUUUGCCAAAGAUGAGGCCUUAUCUCUAUCAAAAUGGAGGUCCAAUCAUCAUGGUGCAGGUAGAGAAUGAGUAUGGAAGCUACUUUGCUUGCGACUACGACUACCUGCGCUUCCUUCUGAAGCUCUUUCGCCUGCAUCUUGGGGAUGAGGUGGUGCUCUUCACAACUGAUGGUGCAAGCCAGUUUCACUUGAAAUGUGGGGCUCUCCAGGGUCUUUAUGCAACGGUGGACUUUGCUCCAGGUGGCAAUGUUACAGCAGCAUUCCUAGCUCAAAGGAGCAGUGAACCCAAGGGCCCUUUGGUUAAUUCUGAGUUUUAUACUGGAUGGUUGGAUCACUGGGGGCACCGUCAUUCUGUUGUGCCUGCAGAAACUAUAGCUAAAACACUUAAUGAAAUCCUGGCAAGUGGUGCUAACGUUAACCUGUACAUGUUUAUAGGUGGGACUAACUUUGCCUAUUGGAAUGGUGCUAAUAUGCCUUAUAUGCCUCAGCCCACUAGUUAUGACUAUGACGCUCCCCUAAGUGAGGCGGGAGAUCUGACAGAAAAGUAUUUUGCCUUGAGAAAAGUCAUCGGUAUGUAUAAGCAGUUACCAGAAGGUCUUAUCCCUCCAACAACACCAAAAUUUGCAUACGGGAAGGUUCGCUUGCAGAAGGCAGGCACUGUGUUGGGGAUUCUUGAUGGACUGUCACCUUCUGGACCAGUGAGAAGCACUUACCCAUUGACCUUCGUUGAGCUAAAGCAGUAUUUUGGAUAUGUACUGUAUAGAACUACACUUCCAAAGAACUGUGUGGAACCAACACCAUUGUCUUCACCUUUAAAUGGAGUCCAUGAUCGUGCCUAUGUCUCUGUUGAUGGGGUACCUCAGGGUGUCCUUGAAAGGGACAAAUCACUUGAGAUAAAUAUAACUGGGCAGGCUGGAGCAAAUCUGGACAUCUUGGUAGAGAAUAUGGGCCGAGUCAACUUUGGUAGAUACAAUAAUGACUUCAAGGGUCUAGUUUCAAAUUUAACUCUUGCUCAAGAUAUACUUGUUGGAUGGGAAAUCUAUCCUCUAAACAUAGAUGGAGCAGUGAACAAUGACAUUAUUUAUCUCCUUCAUCACCAGAAGACAUCUGAUGUCAAAGCAUUGAGUUACGAAGUACCUACAUUUUACACCGGUACUCUUUCAAUUCCUGGAGGGAUUCCAGACUUGCCACAAGACACCUAUGUCAAUUUUCCUGGUUGGACAAAGGGGCAAAUUUGGAUCAAUGGCUUUAAUCUUGGUCGCUACUGGCCAGCCCGUGGUCCUCAGCUGACCCUUUAUGUUCCCAGGAAUGUACUUGUUGCCUCGGUGCCAAACAACAUAACGGUGCUGGAGCUGGAGCGCUCCCCUUGCAGCACCCAGGCGUGCGAAAUAGAAUUUGUAGAUGAACCUAAUAUCAAUGCAACCCUACAGCAUGAAACUGAAAAACCCCCACUCUUUGUUAGAGAACUAUUGAUGAAGCAUCUAUAAUAAUUCGAGUAUUUCUUUAUCUUCCACCCUCAGCCGUUUGCUUCUCUUUCCCUAAAACCAUACUGUGUAACACAGGGUCUUCGAAAAAGGGAAGUUGUUUAGGUGAGGCAACUUCUUAAAUUCUUCAAAGACAUUUUUUUUAAAGUCUCUCAGUUAAAUAUUAAAUUUCUUUUUAAAAAUAAAAGCUGCAGCUUUGAAAUUUGCCUUGGACUGUGAAAGUGAACUCAACUGGAAGGUAAUGUUUCCAUCAGCCUAGUAAAAAUGCAGUCCUUGUACUCUGCUUAUACUGCAGUAACCUUCCUAUGCUUUUGGUUUUUACCAUGUUUUGCAACUGGAGAGAGGAGCCUACAAAAGGUGUGCAGUCCCCUCUACCUUGCUGGUUUCACUUAAGUGGACUGGUCAGUCAGAGCUGCCAAUAAACAAGACACUUUCAGCUUCCUUAAUCACCUUAUUAGAGUAUCAACAUCAUUUUAGUUUCAUUGGGCUUACUGCCAGCAUUGAGCGGACCUCAUUUUUUAGUGCAAGUGACUUGCAGAAAAUUUCAGUUGAUUUCUUACAGGACCAGUGAGAAAAACUGUGGAAAUAAGCAUUAAAUGCCAGCUGGUCCAAACAGCAGUAACAUGGAGUCUGCAUCUUUCCCUCUUGGAAAGCCAGUUUACUGCUUCCCUAUUGCUAUCUCUGAAGAUUUAAAGUAAAUGAAGCCAGUUUACUGCUUCCCUAUUGCUAUCUCUGAAGAUUUAAAGCCCAGGACGUGAAAUUUGGGCUGCUUUGGUGGAACCACAACCUGCUCUGACUAACCUGCCUGCAAAAUGUGGUUUUAAAGUGAUGAAUUUUUUCUUUAAUUUUUUCAGUUUGAGUUGGUGUUUUUUUUGGGAGGGGGGGGUUUGGGUUUUUUGUUUGUUUGUUUGUUUGUUUUAUUUCUUUUUUUUCCCCUAUUGGUCAUGGUGUACCUGCUUUUCAUAGGCCAUCACCUUGGAAGUGGAAUGCUUUAAGUUAAAGAAUUUUAUUUCUCUUUUAGUCAUUAAUUCACAUCAAUUGUUUUGUUCAGUAAACUGAUGCUCUUUGUAAGUGCCUGAUAUUUGCAAAGAUGCACUUCUGCAGACAGAAUCUUCUUUUUGAUUCUUGUGAUUUUGGUGUCAGUCAUGCAAAUUCUAUGGUGGUAUUUAAACAACAGAUGAUCAAAUCAAGUAUUUUCAUAAUCUGUGAUUUCUUCCUUUAAUUUUUGUCUGGCAUUAUUAAAGUGAUUCUUUAAAGAUUAAA